CUAGCCCGGCGUGCCCGCUCCGUCAGGCGGUCAUGGGGCGGCCACCAAGAGCCGCGGGCGCGGUGGGACGUAGGGCGCGGGGACCCGGCUAGCCGGCCGCGGUACGAAGUCCUCCGGCGGGCAGCCGAUACGGAAGCAGCCGGUGCCGGGCGGCGGCGGGGCAGCGGCAGCCGCCUGGGAUGUUCAGUCAUGAAACGAGUGCGCACGGAGCAGGUUCAGGUGGCAGUGUCCUGCUACCUCAAACGUCGGCAGUACGUGGACUCAGAAGGCCCCUUGAAGCAAGGCCUGAGACUAUCACAGACCCCUGAGGAGAUGGCAGCCAACCUCACAGUCCAAUCAGAAUCUGGUUGUGCCAAUGCGGUGUCUGCAGCUCCUUGCCAGGCAGAACCCCAGCAAUAUGAAGUACAGUUUGGACGACUGAGAAGCUUUCUCACUGCAGAUUCUGACUCCCAGCACAGCCAUGAAGUUAUGCCUCUCCUCUACCCCCUCUUUGUCUACCUCCACCUCAACCUGGUCCAGAGUGGCCCCAAGAGCACAGUGGAAAGCUUCUAUAGCCGCUUCCAUGGAAUGUUCCUACAGAAUGCAAGUCAGAAGGACAUCAUUGAGCAGCUGCAAACCACACAGACCAUCCAGGACAUUCUGUCAAACUUCCAGCUUCGUGCAUUCCUGGACAACAAGUACGUGGUCCGUCUCCAGGAAGAUAGCUACAACUACCUUAUCCGCUACCUCCAAAGCGAUAACAACACUGCCCUGUGCAAGGUGCUUGCCGUGCACAUUCACCUGGACGUUCAGCCUGCCAAGAGGACAGACUAUCAGCUCUAUGCCAGUGGUGGCUCCUCCCGAAGUGAGAGCAGCGGCUUGGAGCCACCAGAUGUGCCCAAUCCAAUUCUGCAGAAUGAGGCUGCCCUGGAAGUCUUGCAGGAGAGUAUCAAGCGGGUCAAGGAUGGACCUCCCUCCCUCACCACCAUCUGCUUCUAUGCCUUCUAUAACACAGAGCAGCUGCUGAAUACUGCAGAGAUCUCCUCUGAUAGCAAACUUCUGGCUGCUGGCUUUGACAACUCCUGCAUAAAGCUCUGGAGCUUGCGCUCCAAAAAGCUGAAAUCAGAGCCCCACCAUGUGGACACAUCUCGUAUCCGUCUAGCUUGUGACACUCUGGAGGAGGAGGAGAAUGAGGAAGAUAAUGCAGGCACAGAAAUGAAGAUCCUUCGGGGACACUGUGGCCCAGUAUACAGCACUCGGUUCCUUGCAGACAGCUCAGGGCUGCUCUCUUGUUCUGAAGAUAUGUCCAUCAGGUACUGGGACCUGGGGAGCUUCACCAACACUGUGCUGUAUCAGGGACAUGCCUACCCUGUGUGGGACGUGGACAUCAGCCCCUACAGCCUGUAUUUUGCCAGUGGGUCCCAUGACCGUACCGCCAGGCUGUGGUCUUUUGAUCGGACGUACCCGCUGAGGAUAUAUGCAGGACACCUGGCUGAUGUGGACUGUGUCAAAUUCCACCCCAACUCAAACUACUUGGCUACAGGUUCCACUGAUAAAACUGUCCGGCUCUGGAGUGCCCAACAGGGGAACUCAGUGCGGCUCUUCACAGGUCACCGAGGUCCCGUGCUUUCCCUUGCCUUUUCUCCCAACGGUAAGUACUUGGCAUCUGCUGGUGAGGACCAGCGGUUAAAGCUGUGGGACUUGGCCUCUGGGACGCUUUUUAAAGAACUGAGAGGCCACACAGACAGUAUCACCAGUCUGGCCUUUAGCCCAGACAGCGGUCUGGUUGCCUCUGCCUCCAUGGACAACUCUGUGCGUGUCUGGGACAUCAGAAGCACGUGCUGUAACACACCUGCUGAUGGCUCUUCGGGUGAGCUCGUGGGCGUGUACACUGGACAGAUGAGCAACGUCCUGAGUGUACAGUUCAUGGCCUGCAACCUCCUCCUGGUGACUGGAAUCACACAAGAAAAUCAAGAACAUUAAGUUUUUAUUCAGGUGGCAGACUGGGUGGGGCUGGAAGACUGGUCGUAGUCCAGGACUUGCUAAAACUGAAUCAGUGAUUGCAAAAGAGCCCUCCCCUACCCCACACUCACCCAACACAGCCCUGGUGCACUAGACUCCAGUUGUGAACCGGAUGCUCAGACUUGAGGCCUCCUGGCUCUAUGCAGGCACCUUGCUUUUGCAUCUGUCUCUCCCCAGUAGGGUUACUGGACAGUUGCAGAACUCCCCUGCAGCAGCUGUAGACAGUGUCUCCUGUGGCUACCCCUCGAGGGAAGUGGGGACAGGAACUAGGAAAAGAAGGGAUGAUCUAGCAGUCUUUCUUUUCCAUAAUGAUAGAACCAGGAUUUUUAUUAUUAUUAUAAUUAAUAAUUAUUAUUGAGAAGAGGAAACCUAGCACUGGCAGAGAUGAAUCUGCUUUUAUCUGCAGGUUUGACUCCUGGCACUGGCUAUGAUACUUGGAAUUUUGAGGUUCAGGGAAUUCAGACUUUGGUAGCCCAGUGUAUCAGGAGAAGGGGCACCAUAUAAUGUGCUUCUGCAAGCAGGCAGGUCGCUUAACUGAACAGUGGGCUCUUGGAGUGAUGGUGGGGAAGAAAGAUUGUUUUAUUGGCUGCACUCUGUCAGGACUUCUCUACCUGGAAAGAAAGACUGUGGUGGGCAGAGGGUGCACCUCGGCACCUGAGCCAGUUGUCCACAGUUCCAUCCUAGCACCAUCAACAAAAUUAUGAUCAAGACUAAUUUUGAAUAAGUCACAAGAUAGACUUAAGAAAGCUGGAUUUCCAGAUGACUGUUUAUUCUGAGAGGUGGCUUUUUGGUGUCUUUUUCUCCCUCAAUGAUCUGCUUCCACCCCUCACUGCAGUACCAGUAUAGUGAACACAGGAAUGAAUCAUGAGUGCACACUCACGAGUAUCAAACCAUGCUCUAAGGACAAAGGAAGUUCUGAUGUGUGGAAAAGGAUUUAAUAUUUCUGUUUUCUGGAAAGAGUUAUUUUGUAUUUUGUUUUCUAUUAAAAUGUAUUUAGUUUCAAAAAAAAAAAAGAAGUGUGGCAUCUCAUUUAUACGCUAGUCCUGGAAGGGUGUCUCUUAUCUUUUUCAGAGUAGUGGCCAGAGCAUAGGCCAAAUCAGCCACAAAGCAGGCAUGGUGGUCUAUUCUUCUAUUCUGUUCAAUUUAGUUUUCAUCAUGUUCUUCCUGGUCUCCAGUUGAAUUAUCUACAGCAGUAAUACAUCCAAUGUUGCUGGCUGCUAGCAAGAGAUGAAUAUCUUUUUAGGAGGGUCCCACUUUAGCUUCCUUGGGAAAAAAAAUCCCAUUGUAGCUGAACAUGUUGAUACACGCCUUUUAAUCCCAACACUUGGGAGGCAGAUAAAAGUGGAUCUCUGAAAUUGAGGCCAGCCUGGUCUACAUUACAUAGUCUGUUCCAGGGUAACCAAGGGUGUACAUGGUGUGUGACACUGUUUCAAAAGAAAAAAGAGAAAAGAAAUAAAGAGAGAAAAAGAAAUCCCAUUGUAAACUAUAAGAGGUCUAAAAGCUAGAUUAAUAAUAAAUUGUUGGACUGGGCAAUGGUAGCACAUGCCUUUAAUCCCAGCAUUCAGGAGGCAGAUGUGGGAGGAUCUCUGAGUUCCAGGUCAACCUGGUCUAUAGAGCAAAUUCCAGGACAGCCAGGGCAGUUGCACAGAGAAACCCUGUUUAAAAACAAAAAUAAGUUGUCAGACAAUUCCAAGAUGAUGGGUAUGGUGGCCUAUAAUCCCAGCACUUGGGAAGAUCAGGAAUUUGAGACUAACCUGGACUACAUAAGAUCCUGUCUUUAAAACAAACAAACAACAAGCCAAGACAAAAAACAAAAACAACAACAACAAAAAAUAACAAAGAAUAAGUAGUCCUAAAGGUAAAAUAUAUUGACUUUAAUUCUUUAUCGGUAAAGUAUUAAAGGUUCAGAAUUUAGAGGUGUUUGCUUGGAGUUAAUGUAUCUUUUUAGUCUACUAAAGAAAAAAGAGUUCUGUUUAUGCCAAGAGAUGGUCUGAAUUGAAGUCCUCACCUAUGCUAGGAAAACCAUACAGAUAAGUUGAAAUGGAAGGCUUGAGUUUAUUUUCAGUUUUCAGGAAAAUGUCGUAUACUUUGAAAUAUGAUAUAGCAAGCACACCUAAAACUGUGUGCAUCAAUCCUAAAGGUACACACCUGUAAUCCCAGUAUUUGAGAGACAGAGGAAAGAGGAUCACUGUAAGAGGCCAGCUGGGUACCCAGCAAGACCUUUUCUCAAAAAAUAAAAAUCAGGGAAAAUAAAAAUAAAUAAAACCAGGAACUAUUCAAUGUUUUAAGGAUGCCAUGAUUCUGUGUUUCUUAUGUUUAUCCUCAUGUUUAUCUUGGUUGCUUAAGACGUCUACUGAAUGUAGACUAACAAUUUUGCCUUUUCUCUGAUUGGUCUUUUAAUACAUGUGGAUUAAAAGGAUGAUCUAUACUUCA
Peromyscus californicus insignis is the source of this 4434-nucleotide messenger RNA. RefSeq names its product TATA-box binding protein associated factor 5 like (gene Taf5l). Gene Ontology annotation, molecular function: protein binding; transcription coactivator activity. The transcript is spliced from 5 exons. Lineage: Eukaryota; Metazoa; Chordata; Mammalia; Rodentia; Cricetidae. Gene Ontology annotation, biological process: regulation of DNA-templated transcription. Gene Ontology annotation, cellular component: histone acetyltransferase complex; nuclear protein-containing complex. The coding region runs from base 190 to 1962 and encodes 590 amino acids. The record is from RefSeq and is a predicted model, not a curated record.